AUGAGUUGUUGCUGUUGUGCUUCUACCUUCUUAAUUUUAAGCGCUUUCUUCCUCAUCACCAGUGAUGCUAAACGAGCGGUUAAUGCGCGAGGUUAUUCGCAAAUCGAUAAGGAUGGGUACAUGAAAAUUACGGUGGAAGAUACUAUUCAUGUAGGUGAACAGAUUCGAUUUCUUGGACGUCAUUUUAAAAAGCCUAAACUCAAGUCCUUUGAUAUAAUACAAAUCGGUUACUUGAAAAAAGAUGAAAGACUUGAACUAUCACAUGGUGGUGGCAAAUUUCUACCGAAACAUCCUUUUUGGUUUGAUCGUAAGAACUAUCUCAUGUCUUUAAGGAUUCUUCACUGGAUUUUCGAGAAAAAAGUCGUUGUAACUGCUGUAAAUUAUAAUCAAAGCAAUUACAAAGCCAUAGGAUUAUUCACAGAACCCAUAGAAUAUUGGUAUACUGAUGAAAAUUAUUAUAUUGAGAUUAUCUAUUUGAUUGGACAUAUGAAAGAUGCAAACAGCAAGUCUGAACAUCGCUUUUACAUUCAAGGAAAACUUCAGACGAAGUAUAAUCGUUUAGUAAAUCCUACUGACAUGUUCAACUACAAACCGCAUAUCAGCGACAUUCCAGUUUUGCAAAAUACUAUUGAAGCAUAUCGAAACUAUAUAUCAACAAUUGAUGACGAACCUAUGCAUGGAGAAUUGGACGAAUUAUCGCUGGAAACAAUGGGUAUACCAAUUCCGUAUCAUGCUACGUUUGGACCAGGAGGUUUUGGACUCGGUCAACAAGCAAUUUUUUCUGGAUUUUUUGACUCAGCCAAUCCAACAAUCGAAGUUAAGACUACUAACAGCUCAUACACUAUUCUGUUCGAUGAUAAAGGAGUAUACUUCCUUGAUCGUAUGAUAUUAUUCAACCGAUCAAGACAUGAAGAUAACCUUCAAAUUAUCCACACCAUAUCAGUAACCAAUACUGGAGAAUCAUUGAUGAUUGCCUACAACGUACCACACCGAUUCAACUAUAAAUUUGUGUAUAGGUCAACUUUGAAAACGAAAACGAUUACUAUUGGCAUCACUUGGGAUGGACCAAUAACAAAAAUGAUUUUUGCACCGAUGAUCAAUACAGGAUCGCCGAAAGGAUUAGUUCGUCAUGAAAAGGAUUAUGGGAAAUCUCCUUUUUUCCAACGCGUUGAUAUUGAUAAUGAAUGGAGCCAAGCCGAAAAUUCCAUCGCUUAA
Thelazia callipaeda (thelaziosis nematode) is the source of this 1215-nucleotide messenger RNA. The record is from the annotation of a GenBank genome assembly. NCBI's taxonomy places the organism in Eukaryota, Metazoa, Nematoda, Chromadorea, Rhabditida, Thelaziidae.